This is a messenger RNA of Penicillium pulvis, 696 nucleotides long. RefSeq lists its product as uncharacterized. NCBI's taxonomy places the organism in Eukaryota, Fungi, Ascomycota, Eurotiomycetes, Eurotiales, Aspergillaceae. The record is from RefSeq and is a predicted model, not a curated record. Bases 1 to 696 code for a protein of 231 amino acids. The transcript has a single exon.
AUGACUCAACAUGAGGGAUCUAGCGUUGAUGCCCACCAAGAAUGCAACCUCCAUCACCCAUCAUGGCCUGAACGCUGGUCGCAUCCGGAAUAUACUGAUUCGCCUCACGAACUUCGGAAGCGCUGGUGCAAGCAGCCCUGGUAUAAAAACGAGACUCGCCCUUCUGUCAUGUUCAUUAAAUGGCUCCGUUACUUACCCUGGGGCUUUGUGAUCUACCGCACUGUUUACACGGCAGAAUCCGACCGGCUCUGGUCUGCCUGCCUCGCAAAAAUCGACCGUUAUGUGCAAUGGAGUAUUGAAAAAAUCGACAAGGAUGAAUACCCUGACGGCGACCGAUGUCCUGAGAAGUUCGUGCAGGAAACCUAUAAGAAUUUUGUUUUCGAGGAUCGACAGCGAUGGGACGGGGCAUCCUUGGACCAGAUUCGUGAGGAUUUCCAACGAUAUUCCGAAUCUUUGGGAAUGGAAGAUGGGUCACAUGUUCCAUGGUCAAAAGCCUGUCUCGUGAUAGACAAUCAAUGCUUGAAGUCGAUCGUGAGUGCCUUCGAAGAUCCGAAGGAGAGUGCAAACCGGGGAGGGCCUAAGGGAGGGUUUGUUAUCGAGCAGGGUGGGUAUAUCAUGUUGAAGCCCUAUGUGGUGAUGGUCGACCCUACCUUUAGCCCCGAGGAUGACUAUGACACGCCCGGGUACCAAGGAUAA